AUAUUUGGUAGCCAUUUUAGCACUCUGAAGAAAACAAAUCCAAUUCUCCAACUCCUCUUUCUCUCUCAAACAGAGUUAGCCGCAGACGCACGCGCUAGAUCAGCAUUUGAUUUGUUAUUCGGUAUCCAGCAGAGAUGUGGCGGUGCUUUUCUCGUGGCAUCCGCAUUCCUUCCUCGAAGUCCGCCGCCGCCGAUUCCGUUCGUCGGCUAUCUAGUGGAGCGGCGCCGUCAUACACGGUUGUGGAUCACACCUACGAUGCUGUGGUGGUUGGUGCAGGAGGCGCUGGGUUGAGGGCGGCGAUAGGGCUAUCGGAGCAUGGAUUCAACACUGCUUGCAUUACCAAGCUGUUCCCUACUCGUUCCCAUACCGUUGCAGCUCAGGGUGGAAUUAAUGCUGCAUUAGGAAAUAUGACAGAGGAUGAUUGGAGAUGGCACAUGUAUGACACAGUUAAAGGAAGUGAUUGGCUUGGUAUGUUGGUCCUUUGGAUUAGCUCUAGUAUGAUGUUUUUUUAUAUUAUUGAAAGCUUUAGUUUGGUUAUUAUCUUCUUAAAGAACUAAACUUUUGCUUUCUCU
Molecule: messenger RNA, 572 nt
Organism: Salvia hispanica
Lineage: Eukaryota; Viridiplantae; Streptophyta; Magnoliopsida; Lamiales; Lamiaceae
Source: RefSeq, a predicted model, not a curated record